AUGUCUGAUAUUAACCAAACUAAAUACAGUGAACUGCGAAGUAUCUACAAAUACUACAUAGAUUCAUAUAAUGCUUUGUAUCAGCUGAAAAGUGAUAAUGAUGAAGAAUUAAAAAAGAUUUACACAAUGAUCAAAACGGAAUUGAUAGAUUCAAAUAAAUAUCUUCCCCAAAAAAUAAUGGAAGAUAUUUUAUGUAUCAUUCAAUAUAAUAAUCGCUAUACAAAGUCAUAUUUAUAUCUUGCCAAACUCAUUUAUGAUAAUUAUCAUGUAACAGAGUCAUUCAAAGUUCCAUUAGCUGUUUCCUACCUAUUUUAUAAAGAAUAUGGAAUUAAUUUAAACAAAUCUUAUGAUUUCGAAGAAAUUAACUCAGAAAAUCUCGAAAUUCAUACAGAAAAUACAAUUUACAAAGCAAUCAUGUACAAUGACUUAGAAAGAUUCAUCACAUUCACGGAAAGUGAUGAAUUUGAUCAAAAUCAAAUACUUGAAAGCGAUUUAUAUCCAUUUCCAAAUGAUCAGAAAGGAUAUUCAUUACUUGAGUUAUGCUGUUACCAUGGUGCUGUUGAUUGUUUCAAAUUAUUAAGGACGAAAAUUGACUCAGAAAUAACUCAAACAUGUCUCGAUAUUUCAUUUUUAGGAGGAAAUCAAGAGAUUAUGAGUGAAUGUUUGAAACAUCAAACACCAAGUGAAGAAUCCAUGGAAAAUGCUAUUAUUUCACACAACAUUGAUUUUGUUACAUUCUUGAUGAAUGAAUACAAUAUAGAGAUCAAUUUAUUCUAUUGUGGAGUUCUUAAUAAUCUUGAUUCUUUUUUAGUUUAUUUUGAUCAAACUGAUGAUGUUAACACCUGUUUUGUUUAUUCAUCUCUGUUUAGCAUUCCAUCUCUUUGCAAAUAUUUCAUUUCACUUGGUGCAAAUAUCAAUGAAAAAGAUAUUUACAAAAGAACUCCUCUUCAUCAUGCGGCAGUAAAUGAUAGUAAAGAAGUAGCCGAGCUUCUUAUUUCACAUGGUGCAAAUAUCAAUGAAAAAGAUGAUAGCGGAGAAACCGCUCUUCAUCAUGCGGUAUAUUAUAAUAGCAAAGAAAUUGCGGAACUUCUUAUUUCACAUGGCGCAAAUAUCAAUGAAAAAGAUAAUUACAAAAGAACUCCUCUUCAUCAUGCGGCAUAUUAUAAUAGCAAAGAAGUAGCUGAACUUCUUAUUUCACAUGGGGCAAAUACCAAUGAAAAAGAUUAUACCGGAGAAACCGCUCUUCAUAAUACAGCGAAAAAUAAUAACAAAGAAAUUGCUGAACUUCUUAUUUCACAUGAUGCAAAUAUCAAUGAAAAAGAUAAAAAUGGAAAAACCGCUCUUCAUAAUGCAGCAUUUAAUAAUAGCAAAGAAGUAGCUGAACUUCUUAUUUCACAUGGCGCAAAUAUCAAUGAAAAAGAUGAAAAUGGAGAAACUGCUCUUCAUAUUACAGCACAAAAUAAUAACAAAGAAAUUGCUGAACUUUUUAUUUUACAUGGUGCAAAUAUCAAUGAAAAAAAUAAUGACGGAGAAACCGCUCUUCAUUAUACAGCAAUAAGUAAUAACAAAGAAAUUGCUGAACUUCUUAUUUCAUAUGGUGCAAAUAUCAAUGAAAAAGAUAAUGAUGGAAAAACCGCUCUUCAUUAUACAGCAAUAAGUAAUAACAAAGAAAUUGCUGAACUUCUUAUUUCAUAUGGUGCAAAUAUCAAUGUAAAAGAUAAUUAUGAAAAAACUGCUCUUCAUUAUGCAACAAAAAAUAAUCAUAAAGAAAUAGCUGAACUUCUUAUUUUACAUGAUGCAAAUAUCAAUGAAGGAGGUCUUGAUGGAAGAACUGCUCUUCAUAUUGCAACAAAUCAAAAUUACAAAGAAAUGGCCAAAUUAUUUAUUUCACAUGGUGCAAAUGUCGAUAAAAUAGAUGAUUUCGGAAGAACUGCUCUUCAUUAUUCAGCAAUAAAUAAUAGGAAAGAAAUAGCUGAUUUUCUUAUUUCUCAUGGUGCAAAUAUCAAUGAAAACGAAAAUUAUACUACUGCUCUUCAUGAUGCAUCAUUUUAUAAUAGUAAAGAAAUUGCCGAACUUCUUAUUUCACAUGGUGCAAAUUUCAAUGUAAAAAAUAAAAAUGGAAAAACACCUCUUCAUAAUGCAGCAAUAAAUAAUAGCAAUGAAACGGCUGAACUUCUUAUUUCAUAUGGUGCAAAUUUCAAUGAAAAAGAUAAUGAUGGAGAAACCGCUCUUCAUAUUGCAGCAAAACAUAAUCAUAAAGAAAUUGCCGAACUUCUUAUUUCACAUGGUGCAAAUAUCAAUGAAAAGAAUGAAAAAGGAUCUACCGCUCUUCAUAAUGCAGCAAAACAUUAUAAUAAAGAAAUUGCCGAGCUUCUUAUUUCACAUGGUGCAAAUAUCAAUGAAAAGAAUGAAAAAGGAUCUACCGCUCUCCAUAUUGCAGCAAAACAUUAUAAUAAAGAAAUUGCCGAGCUUCUUAUUUCACAUGGUGCAAAUAUCAAUGAAAAGAAUGAAAAAGGAUCUACUGCUCUCCAUAUUGCAGCAGAAAAACAUUUUAAAGAAACAUCUGAACUGUUGCAUGCUAAGUUCGGUCAACGAUAG
Molecule: messenger RNA, 2598 nt
Organism: Trichomonas vaginalis G3
Lineage: Eukaryota; Parabasalia; Trichomonadida; Trichomonadidae
Product: Ankyrin repeat family
Exons: 1
Coding region: 1-2598 (865 amino acids)
Biological process (GO): positive regulation of transcription by RNA polymerase II
Cellular component (GO): nucleus
Molecular function (GO): transcription cis-regulatory region binding; protein binding
Source: RefSeq, a predicted model, not a curated record